CAGCACAUGCCUCCGUUGCAAUUCACCUCUGAAUCCUUUGAACAUAUAUUCUCCUGUCCGUCAAACUUUUCAAUAAUCAAGGAAAAAAGCAAAAGCAUCAUUAAGCUUAUCCUAGAACUUAUCAACAAAAGUGAUAGCAUUCAAUCCAAGACUGACCUCAAUGAUAUAAUAAGUAACCUUUUAAUUUCUGAACCUCUUCUACUAAACUGGGCAACAGUAACUGCUAAUACCUCCUCUGCAACAGGGAUAUGCUGGAAGAGAAUCACUCCCUAUCCUCAGCAAAAACAACCCAAUAAGAAAAGAUUUCCACCUACUACUCUCCUUUUAGACUGCUUUACAAGAUCCAACCCAAUGCAAUGCAUCGAUAAAACAACAACUAUAUAUAUUAACAAAAUUAUUCAACUUAACAACCCAUCCCCUCAAAAUUCUUCACUGUUUAUGGAUAGAGCAAUCGCUGUCUAUCCUUACCCAUUUAAUAGGCCUCUUUGA
Molecule: messenger RNA, 489 nt
Organism: Acaulospora colombiana
Lineage: Eukaryota; Fungi; Glomeromycota; Glomeromycetes; Diversisporales; Acaulosporaceae
Source: the annotation of a GenBank genome assembly